AUGCCGGACGAUAACGGGAGCAACGCAGCAGCAUCUGUCGCGGUAAAACUACCGGAUUUUUGGAAAACUGAUCCGGCUAUGUGGUUUGCACAAUCGGAAGCGCAAUUCCACCUUGCGAAAAUCGUCAAUGAUGAAACCAAGUUUUACCACAUCGUGGCCAAAGUGGAUCAAUCGGUUAUAUGUCACAUAGCCGAUUUGGUAGCUGCUCCCCCAGCGGAAAAUAAAUACAAAACAGUGAAAGAUCGCCUAAUUGCUCGCUUCGCCCUGUCUGCUGAAAGCCGCUUCGAACAGCUGCUGGGGGCCCACGAUCUUGGCGAUAUGCGCCCAACGCAUCUGUUGGCAAAGAUGAGAGAGUUGUCGACGGGUUUGGGCGUGGAUAACAAUCUGCUCAAAAUGAUUUUCAUUCAACGCCUCCCGGCAAACAUUCGACCAAUUCUCACAUGCCACGAUGGUACCAUCGAGAAGUUGGCUGAAAUAUGGCAGACAAGAUCACCGACGCCUCCAACGGUCAGUCCUCCGCAGUUGCCAUGGUGCACAACGAACCAACGUACAGCAACAGUGGUGAAAGGAAGCUAG
Messenger RNA from Ochlerotatus camptorhynchus, 576 nucleotides. RefSeq lists its product as uncharacterized. Lineage: Eukaryota; Metazoa; Arthropoda; Insecta; Diptera; Culicidae. Bases 1 to 576 code for a protein of 191 amino acids. The transcript has a single exon. The record is from RefSeq and is a predicted model, not a curated record.